CAGCUUUGACUAUAUAUGGUCAAAGCGACGAGGGAGCAGCCGAGCAGCCUGUUUCCGGGUUGGGUUUUUUUUUUGGCGUGUAUUCGCCCUCGCUCUGUGAACCCGCGGCGACAGGAGGGCAAGGCAAACGGAACGGAGGACGGGAGAGAGGCGGCGAGCGGCUGUGUGGAGGAGCGACCGUUGCUCGUUGAACGAGUGCGUCGGCGGUGACUCGCGCUUCAUCCCUUCAGCUGAGUGAACGGCCCGGCGCGCGCCGGAUCUCGCGGCGAUGCCUCACGAGCUGAGCAAAGUAUUUGCAUGCCUCCCGCAAGUGGAAAGGGGUGUUUCAAAAGUCAUUGGAGGUGAUCCUAAAGGAAUCAACUUUCUUUACACCAAUAACAAAAGUGUCGUCAUAAGAAACAUUGAUAAUCCAGGGAUUGCAGAUAUAUACACUGAGCAUGCUCACAAGGUUCAGGUUGCCCAAUAUGCACCCAGUGGCUAUUACAUUGCAUCCGGAGAUGUUACUGGCAAGGUUCGAAUUUGGGAUACUACCCGGAAAGAACAUUUAAUGAUACAUGAAUAUCAACCAAUUUCUGGAAUAAUCAAAGAUAUUUGUUGGUCUAAUGAUAAUCAAAAGAUUGCAGUUGCUGGAGAAGGCAAAAGCACGCAUGCAGCAGUUAUUCAAUGGGACACGGGAACUACUGUUGGGACAGUGAACGGCCACAGCAAAGCCAUAAACAGCAUAUCUCUUAAGUCAAGUCGCCCAUUCCGUGCUGUGACUGCUAGUGAUGAUUUUACCUGCGUGUUCUUUAAUGCAUAUCCUGUAAAGUUCGCGUGUACACUUUCUAACCACUCGGCAUUUGUGAAUUGUGUGAGGUACUCUCCCUUGGGGAACAAGUUUGCUACAGCUGGUGCAGAUGGGCUGAUUGUUAUUUAUAAUGGGCUGGAUGGAGCUGUGAUAUGUACUCUUGGAGAAGAGAAGGCCCACGGGGGAGGUGUCUAUGCUCUUAGUUGGAGUGAUGAUGAGAAAUAUCUCCUUUCUGCAUCUGGUGAUAAGACUGUUAAGCUCUGGGAUGUUGAAACCAAGACUGCAACGACAACAUUUAACAUGGGAUCUGAUGUACUGGACCAACAAUUGGGCUGCUUGUGGCACCCAAAACACCUACUGAGCAUUUCACUUUCUGGAUACAUUAACUACCUGGAUAAAGCAAAUCCCAACAAGCCUCUCCGCGUUAUCAAGGGGCACACCAAGUCAAUUCAGUCGUUGACUGUUCAUACUGAUGAUGGGAAGCAAUCUAUCUACUCAGGCAGCCAUGAUGGUCACAUAAAUUACUGGGAUGCUCUCUCUGGGGAGAAUGAUGCUUUUACAGGGAAAGGACAUACCAAUAUGGUAUCAUCUUUGGUGAUCAAUGAUGACGAUGAACUUGUCAGUUGUGGUAUGGAUGAUACUGUGCGUUUCACCAAUUUGAUCAAGAAAGAAUACAAUCCUCAAGACACAGUAAAGAUGGAUACCCAACCGAAGAACGUAGCAGUUGGUCCUGGUGGCUAUACUGUUGUCACUUCCAUUGGCCAGAUUGUACUCCUGAAGGACAAGAAAAAGGUUUUUGCAAUUGACAAUCUUGAUUACGAAGCGGAAACUGUAGCAAUUCAUCCUGGAGGAGAAACUGUGGCUGUGGGAGGAAAUGAUGGCAAAAUAUACCUGUAUUCUAUUCGAGGUUCCACUCUGCAGAAAAAUGACUGUGUAUUGGAAUUUGAGAACAAAGCCUCAGUGAAUGCUCUAUCUUAUUCACCUGAUGGUGCUAUCCUGGCUGCCUGUUGUGCAAGUAAAGUAAUGACAUAUAAUGUUGCGGAUGGAUAUCAGGGAACAACUGGCUACUAUGGACAUCAUGCUAAGAUUAUGUGUAUAGGAUGGUCUCCAGACAAUGAGCACUUUGCAACUGGUGGAAUGGAUGGAUUGAUCUUUAUUUGGAGCCUGUCUGCUCCAAAUCAAUCUAAAAGAUUCAAACUCUCAGAUACUCAUCGGUUAUAUCAUAUCGGCUGCAUUGUUUGGUUGGAUGAACACACUCUGGUGACAGCAUCCCAUGAUGCCUGUAUAAAGCAGUGGAUCAUCACCUAUACCUGAACAAGUUAUUGUAUUUGGGGAGGGGGCCUAGAAUUUCAGGGACUAGGGCUGCUGCUGUAGAAACGUAGUAUUGAGCAGAAUAUUUCUUUUUUUGCCCUGUGGGCCCCUUAUCACAAUCUUAUCUCUGAUAUACUGUGUUGGGAAAGCUUUAGCAGAAGAAAAAUGCACGUGAAAAGCACUUGUUAACCUAAUCUCUGGAGCUUAAUCUUGUACGUUCACAUUCCAGAGGCAACAGCCUUAUUUGUAUUCAUAUAACCCCUAUAUGCAGCUUUUUUUCCCUUUUUGUUUAAAGACCAGAUUUGACGUACUGAAUCAAGAGACUAAAACUCCAAUUAAAGAAUAUUUCUGUAUAAUGACAAGAUAAUUAAUGUGUGAUUGAAAUUGAUGCAAGUGCAGCUACUGUAUAUUGUACAUGUUAUUUCUUUUGCUUUAGAAAUCUGUACUGCACAAUUAUUGCCUGAGAUGUUCUCCAGAUUAUCAGAAAAAUACCUAAUAAAGUUUUUAAUGCUUUAAGAAUUCAAAAA
Leucoraja erinaceus (little skate) is the source of this 2625-nucleotide messenger RNA. RefSeq names its product WD repeat domain 1 (gene wdr1). NCBI's taxonomy places the organism in Eukaryota, Metazoa, Chordata, Chondrichthyes, Rajiformes, Rajidae. Gene Ontology annotation, biological process: locomotion; sarcomere organization; actin filament depolymerization. Bases 269 to 2101 code for a protein of 610 amino acids. Gene Ontology annotation, molecular function: actin filament binding. Gene Ontology annotation, cellular component: cortical actin cytoskeleton. The record is from RefSeq and is a predicted model, not a curated record. The transcript has 15 exons.